AUGAGAAACCAUCGCUGCAGUACUGACAGUGUCCGGGUGGGAGCGCCCUCACAUCACCGCUUCACAUCUACGACAGAAUAUCUCCUUUACGGCAGAGCAGUCAGAGCCAAGAUGGCGGCCACGAUGCUGAGGUCGCUCUCCAGGCUGGGACGUCCUUCAGCCAAAAUCAUUACAAACAGCAGCCCUCUCAGCCCGAGCUGCACCGUGCUCCAGAACAGGCAGAAGCAGUGGCAGCCCGAUGUGGAGUGGACGGAGCAGUUUGCUGGAGCGGUCAUGUAUCCCACGGCCAUCAACGAGAAGUGGAACCCACCGCCCUGGAACGACGUAGAUCCUCCAGCAGAGAAGGACGUGUCAAACCUGACCAUAAACUUCGGGCCGCAGCACCCGGCGGCUCACGGCGUGCUGCGCCUGGUGCUGGAGCUGAGCGGCGAGUCGGUGAAGAAGUACCCCUGUCUGUACCCCUGUCUGUACCCCUGUCUGUACCCCUGUCUGUACCCCUGUCUGUACCCCUGUCUGUACCCCUGUCUGUACCCCUGUCUGUACCCCUGUCUGUUCCCCUGUCUGUACCCCUGUCUGUUCCCCUGUCUGUACCCCUGUCUGUUCCCCUGUCUGUUCCCCUGUCUGUUCCCCUGUCUGUUCCCCUGUCUGUACCCCUGUCUGUACCCCUGUCUGUUCCCCUGUCUGUUCCCCUGUCUGUUCCCCUGUCUGUACCCCUGUCUGUACCCCUGUCUGUACCCCUGUCUGUUCCCCUGUCUGUUCCCCUGUCUGUUCCCCUGUCUGUUCCCCUGUCUGUACCCCUGUCUGUACCCCUGUCUGUACCCCUGUCUGUACCCCUGUCUGUUCCCCUGUCUGUUCCCCUGUCUGUUCCCCUGUCUGUUCCCUGUCUGUUCCCCUGUCUGUUCCCCUGUCUGUUCCCCUGUCUGUUCCCCUGUCUGUUCCCCUGUCUGUACCCCUGUCUGUUCCCCUGUCUGUACCCCUGUCUGUUCCCCUGUCUUGUACCCCUGUCUGUACCCCUGUCUGUACCCCUGUCUGUUCCCCUGUCUGUUCCCCUGUCUGUACCCCUGUCUGUACCCCUGUCUGUACCCCUGUCUGUACCCCUGUCUGUUCCCCUGUCUGUUCCCCUGUCUGUUCCCCUGUCUGUACCCCUGUCUGUACCCCUGUCUGUUCCCCUGUCUGUUCCCCUGUCUGUACCCCUGUCUGUUCCCCUGUCUGUACCCCUGUCUGUUCCCCUGUCUGUUCCCCUGUCUGUUCCCCUGUCUGUUCCCCUGUCUGUUCCCCUGUCUGUACCCCUGUCUGUACCCCUGUCUGUUCCCCUGUCUGUUCCCCUGUCUGUUCCCCUGUCUGUACCCCUGUCUGUACCCCUGUCUGUUCCCCUGUCUGUUCCCCUGUCUGUUCCCCUGUCUGUUCCCCUGUCUGUACCCCUGUCUGUUCCCCUGUCUGUACCCCUGUCUGUACCCCUGUCUGUUCCCCUGUGUGUACCCCUGUCCCACUUUCUGUACCGCUGCUCUGCCGUACUUUGACCGCCUGGACUAUGUCUCCAUGAUGUGUAACGAGGAGGCCUACUCUCUGGCCGUGGAGCGGCUGCUGAACAUCCAGGCCCCUCCCCGAGCAGAGUGGAUCAGAGUGCUGUUUGGAGAGCUGACCCGCAUCCUGAACCAUAUCAUGGCCAUCACCACGCACGCCCUGGACAUCGGAGCCAUGACGCCUUUCUUCUGGUUGUUUGAGGAGAGGGAGAAGAUGUUUGAGUUCUACGAGAGAGUGUCCGGAGCCCGCAUGCACGCAGCCUACGUCCGCCCCGGAGGAGUGCACCAGGAUUUGCCGCUGGGGCUCAUGGACGACAUCUACGAAUGGUGCAAGAACUUUUCCAUCCGGAUUGAUGAAGUAGAAGAGAUGCUGACGAACAACCGUAUUUGGAAGAAUCGAACGGUGGACAUCGGAGUGGUGACUGCGGAGGACGCUCUCAACUACGGAUUCAGUGGAGUGAUGCUGCGCGGCUCUGGCAUCAAGUGGGACCUGAGGAAGUCUCAGCCGUACGACAAAUACGACCAGGUGGAGUUCGACGUCCCCAUCGGGACCAGGGGAGACUGCUACGACAGAUACCUGUGUCGUGUGGAGGAAAUGAGACAGUCUCUCAGAAUCAUGAUCCAGGCCCUGAACAAGAUGCCAGAGGGAGAGAUCAAAGUGGACGACGCCAAAGUGGCUCCACCAAAGAGAGCGGAGAUGAAGACCUCCAUGGAGUCCCUGAUCCACCACUUUAAGCUGUACACAGAGGGAUACCAGGUCCCACCGGGGGCCACCUACACAGCUGUGGAGGCCCCUAAGGGUGAGUUUGGUGUGUACCUGGUGUCAGACGGCUCCAGCAGACCGUACCGCUGCAAGAUCAAAGCCCCGGGAUUCGCUCACCUGGCCGGACUGGACAAAAUGGCCAAAGGACACAUGCUGGCGGAUGUAGUCGCUAUUAUUGGCACCCAGGACAUCGUGUUUGGUGAAGUUGACCGCUGA
Messenger RNA from Knipowitschia caucasica, 2502 nucleotides. Lineage: Eukaryota; Metazoa; Chordata; Actinopteri; Gobiiformes; Gobiidae. The record is from the annotation of a GenBank genome assembly.